AUGUAACCAUUAAUCCUAACAUAAUGGACAAGGGUGCUAAGAGAUCAUACUUAAAAAAAUAAUCAUUAAAAAUUUAAAGUUAAAGAUUAGACUCUUUUAAUGAAAACAAACUUUUCUCAAGUUUACAUUUGCAAAUUAGACAAAUAAGAAUAAUAGAGCAGCAACGAUGCUUAGUAAUUUUAGGAUAAAUCUUAUGUUCUCAAAAGAGUUGAGUUAACAGGUGAUUAUUAGAGUGAGUUACUUGAGCCAAGCUUUUAAUUCAUACUAAAGCAUGAAAACAUAGCCUCUAUAAUAGAUUACUAGGUGAUAAAUAAUUAAUUAGAAAUUUUGAUGGACUAUUAUCCUGAAGGUAGUAUUGUAAACUACUUGCAAAAGAACUAAGAAUGGCCUUGGUUGGAGCGUUUAAAGAUUUUUGUGAAUAUUACUAACUGUGUCUAAUUUAUUCAUUACAAUGAAUUAAUACAUAAAGAUUUGAAGUUAUUAAAUAUUUUAAUUGAUUCGAAAGGAAAGCCCUCUAUUACAGAUUUUGGAAUAUCUGAGCUUUAGGCUUGUAAGUAAAUAUAAUAAAAUAAAUAUGGAACUGCCAAGUAUAGUGGAAAGGAAUUUUAAUUAGAUAGCAAUAUGAAUCUUGACGAUCGUUCUGACAUAUAUUCAAUUGCUGUUAUUUUGGUAGAACUAACACUCUAAAGAGGUAUUUACUAGAAAGAAGUGAGCUAGUCUGUUGAUCUUACUAAAGAAAAAGGAUUACUCUCUGAUGAUGCUCUAGAUUUCUUAAAAGGAAUGAUUGAUUACUCUUCAAAAUAAGUUAGACCUAAUUCUUAAGAAGUAAACUCCUUUUUUGAAUAUGAAUACUAUGCCAGCUGUUUAUAUCAGUUUUCAGAAAAGUCUAAAUAUCCUAAUUUCUCAAUAUUCAAAAAUAAAUUAGCAAAGGAUAAAGGAGAAAUGGAAAUAGGAUUGUAUAAUAAAAUAUGGAGUGAAAAGAGAGGAGAUAUAAUAAAGGAAAUCUUACCCUACUACUUGAAUGAGAAAACUAAAUAGAAUUUUUAUUAAAUAUAGCUUUAAGUUAUUACAAAUACAGUUGAAUCUGCAAUUCAACUAAAUUUAUUAAGCUUUGUAAAAUCAGACUAAAAAUUAUUUAAAAAAACCAUAAAAUCAUUUGAAUAGUACAAACAAUACUGGGGAAGUAUCUCUUUUAUGGUUUUUGAAAUUUUACUUGAUGAAUAGGACUCCUCUAAAAACAUAAAAUUAAUAGAAACUUAUUAAAAUUUAUAAUAUUUUUUCUUAAAAAAUAUAUUUAGUGGAGUAUACAGUGAGUUGCUGAAAACAUAAAUUGAAUUCUCAAUCAUAACUAUGUCAAUAAAAAUGCUAAAAGAAUAAAAUUUGAUUUCUGAUUUUAUUAAUGAUGUUAAAUAAAUUUUGGAAGAGAUUAUAGAUAAGGACUGUGAAAAACUACUUAUUGAAGAAAUUGAAGAAUACGUUGCAAAUUGUGGAUUUUACAAAUAAUCAGAUUUUUCUCUUCUAUUCAAUGAGGAGUUAUAUAUUAAUAGAUCUCUUCAACAAUAGGAUAUAUAUCUUAAUAAUUAAUCUUAUCAAUUGAGUUUUUAAAAACCUAACAAAUAAAACUAAAAUUCAAGACAAGGACUUUAACUAAUCUUGAAUAUGUUUCAGUAUAUAUCUUCCCAAGAUAAUUAUAUAAAUCCUGAAGAUUCAUAAUAAACAAAUAAAGAAAAUCAAGAAUAAGAGAAUAAACCAAAUGGAAGUAGCUUAAAAGAAAUGUAUGAUUUUGUUAGUUAAAUAGCUAGUAACUAAAAGCAAAGUUAUUAAUUCAAGAGCGAUGAAAUAUUUAAUUCUCAAUAUGAAGUUCAAAGUGAUGAUUUUUUAGAUGAUGAUGGUGAUAGCUAUGACGAUUUGACUUUACCAAAAAGGAAGAAUUAGGAAAAUUGA
Messenger RNA from Tetrahymena thermophila SB210, 1944 nucleotides. Its product is annotated as Serine/Threonine kinase domain protein. Gene Ontology annotation, biological process: protein autophosphorylation. The record is from RefSeq and is a predicted model, not a curated record. NCBI's taxonomy places the organism in Eukaryota, Ciliophora, Oligohymenophorea, Hymenostomatida, Tetrahymenidae. Gene Ontology annotation, cellular component: plasma membrane; plasmodesma. The transcript has a single exon. Gene Ontology annotation, molecular function: ATP binding; transmembrane receptor protein tyrosine kinase activity.